Scleropages formosus (Asian bonytongue) is the source of this 2697-nucleotide messenger RNA. RefSeq names its product glyoxylate reductase 1 homolog (Arabidopsis) (gene glyr1). Gene Ontology annotation, cellular component: chromatin. Gene Ontology annotation, molecular function: NAD binding; nucleosome binding; DNA binding. Lineage: Eukaryota; Metazoa; Chordata; Actinopteri; Osteoglossiformes; Osteoglossidae. Gene Ontology annotation, biological process: transcription elongation-coupled chromatin remodeling. The coding region runs from base 26 to 1579 and encodes 517 amino acids. The transcript has 16 exons. The record is from RefSeq and is a predicted model, not a curated record.
UGCGUCCUUCUGCUCAAGAUCUAAGAUGGCGACUGUGCAUCUAAGGAUUGGCGAUUUGGUUUGGGGGAAGCUGGGACGUUACCCACCUUGGCCUGGAAAGAUUGUUAGUCCUCCUAAGGAUCUGAAGAAGCCAAGAGGCAAAAAAUGUUUUUUUGUGAAAUUCUUUGGAACUGAAGAUCAUGCUUGGAUAAAGGUGGAGCAGCUGAAACCGUACCACCCUCACAAAGAAGAGAUGAUUAAAAUAAAUAAAGGCAAAAGGUUCCAGCAGGCAGUCGAUGCAGUUGAAGAAUUCUUGAAGAAAGCAAAAGGAAAAGAGCAGGCGUCUAACUCUGAAGACAAGAAAUUAAUUACAUCUGAUGCGAAAGGCAGGAAAAAUCCUGCAAAAGCUGUGAAAUUGCUCAUGGAUGAGGAUGAAGAUGAAGAUGACUUGAACACUCACAAAGUUUGCCUUCAAAAGGACAAGGACCUAACUGACACCGACCCGGAACCAUCCUCUGUACGGCUGAUUGGUGGAGCAGUUCCUGGCUUCAAAUGGGAAAACAAUCCAGUAAAGGAUGACCCACAUUUUCAUCAUUUUCUGCUCAGCCAGUCUGAGAAGCCUGGCUCUUCAAUGGAGCCUAUAAGCAAAAGACUGAAAAUAAUUGAAGAGGAUACAGGCUCCACGUCUAUCCAAGCUGCUGACAGUACAGCCAUUAAUGGCAGUAUCAUACCCACAGACAAAAGAAUAGGGUUCCUUGGGCUUGGACUCAUGGGAAGUGGAAUAGUUUCUAAUCUGUUAAAGAUGGGCCAUGUAGUCAUGGUGUGGAAUCGCACAGCAGAAAAGUGUGACUUGUUUAUCCAAGAGGGUGCCAGGUUAGGGCGGACUCCAGCUGAGGUUGUAUCCAUGUGCGACAUCACAUUUUCUUGUGUGUCUGAUCCCAGAGCUGCCAGGGAUCUUGUCCUGGGGCCUAGUGGUGUACUUCAGGGUAUAAGACCUGGAAAAUGCUACGUGGAAAUGUCAACCAUAGACCCAGAGACAAUCACAGAAUUGUCACAGGUCAUCACGUCUAGGGGUGGACGCUUUUUGGAGGCACCGGUCUCUGGCAGCCAGCAGCUUUCGAAUGAUGGAAUGUUAGUCAUUUUGGCUGCUGGGGACCGAACUGUGUAUGAAGACUGCAGCAGCUGCUUCCAAGCUAUGGGAAAGACGUCUUUCUUUUUAGGUGAAGCAGGCAAUGCUGCAAAGAUGAUGCUGAUCCUAAACAUGGUGCAGGGAAGUUUCAUGGCCACAAUAGCUGAAGGACUUACACUAGCUCAAGCUACUGGCCAGUCACAGCAAACAUUCUUGGACAUUCUUUGUCAAGGACAAAUGGCAAGCACUUUCCUGGACCAGAAAUGUCAAAAUAUUUUGCAAGGAAACUUCAAACCUGAUUACUAUUUGAAACACAUUCAAAAGGAUCUUCGGUUAGCAAUUGCUAUGGGUGAUUCGGUCAAUCAUCCUACUCCAAUGGCAGCAGCUGCCAAUGAGGUCUACAAGAGAGCAAAAGCCUUGGACCAGUCAGACAAUGACAUGUCUGCUGUAUACAGGGCCUAUAUUCACUGAACUUGUAAGAUGUACUUCAAACUGUGGACCACAUUGUAUUUUCCCCUUCCCUUCUUUUGUGAGAAUUUGCUCAGAUCCUACCUGUCUGGCAUCAGUGGAUUUUCCUUUCCCUGUUUGAAAUGGUAACUUUUAAAAGGCCAAAAUGUGAGCAUUGCACUGACUUUUGGAAUUGAGUGACAUCUAAAUGCAGGAUUUUCCUAUCCUAUUUGCUUACUGACUGUCAGCUUGUGGAGGGAUAAAGUAAUGCAGUGUGUUUUCUAUGAAUGAGACUACCCAUUGCAGAUGGACUAUUGGUGCACCCUCUUCUGAAGGUGGUCUGGGAUUACUAUUUCUUUCAUACACAUGUUUAGCGUUAUUUAAUUCCUUACUAUUUUUAACACAUGUCCAGAAUUCUGUAAAUUAUAAGCCUGUUCUCUAAGAAGGCAAGGAAAUGCCAAAGCAAUGCCUUAAUGUAGUGACCCAUGAAUCUUUCAUUUCCUCUGGCUGUAACAUUGCCCCAUGAUCAGUCAAUUCAGGCCAUGCAUAUUUCAUAACAAUUAACAGGGUGGUGGGUGGAUGUGUGUUGUGCAGAUUGAGUUUAAUGUAUUCCUAUGCCUUAAAGAUGCAGUAAUUUGUUUUAUUUUAAUCUAAAAGUGUCUGGCACCAAUGGGUAAAACAUCAAAUGUGGAAUACUGGUGAGACUAAGUGGUUUUACUGUACUAUUGAGUAUAUCAGAAAUAUACAUACUAAAUGCAAAUGGGACAAUGCCCAAGAAACAUUUGCAAACAUAUUAAAUGUAAUGCCUCUGGUUAAUUUAAUGGCAAUUGAUUGCAGUAGUGAAGCUUUUAAUGGUGAAAUUAGCCAGCUAGUCAUACUUCUUAUACUUAGAUUGUGGAGCAGAUCUGCGUUUAUUAGUCCCCCACCACUCAGUCUUCAGUAUUUGAAAAGUACUGAAUUGCCGUCUCAAACUUUAAAUUACGACUUAAAGUUGCAUGCAUAAACCAACCCUUUACUUUUGCCUUACUUUUUGUUUUUGUUGCCUAUUGGACCUUUUGACAUGAAAGAAUUGGAUAAACUUGGCUACUAACAAUGCAACAAACGGCAUUACUUUGAGAGGACAUUAUUAUUCAGGUGAAAUA